This is a messenger RNA of Phytophthora nicotianae INRA-310, 579 nucleotides long. RefSeq lists its product as hypothetical. The record is from RefSeq and is a predicted model, not a curated record. NCBI's taxonomy places the organism in Eukaryota, Oomycota, Peronosporomycetes, Peronosporales, Peronosporaceae. Bases 1 to 579 code for a protein of 192 amino acids. The transcript has 2 exons.
AUGUUCCGCCUCCGAGCGGCCGAAGUCGAUCUUUCAUCCCUCGGCCUUGACCAGGACACAUUCCUCGCUCUCCAGCGAUUCCAGCAAGAGGCCGGCGACCAAGAAGAUCCAUUCGUCCUUGCUGAAGCCUUGGCCAAGACUGCUCAACAAGUUCAGAACAGCACUUCCAAGCGUAGCCGCCAUCGGAGUGAUGAUGGUAACUCCGAGGAUUCAUCUGAGGAGAAGACUCCGGUUCCAUCUGGUCGAGUUAGUAGAGCAGGGUCGGUGGCUGCCGCUGGCGAAGAAUCGGCUGUGGCUGCUUCGAGUCCGACUUCCAGUCGUCGAGGUCUCCACAUGCCAAAGGCUUGGAAGAACAAGCCGAAGUCCAAGCGUCAGAAAACUGCUUCGCACUCGCCGGCAUCCGCUCGUUCACGCUCCAGCCUAGCUUCUCACCGCUCGACGUCUCGGCCGCCUGCGCGUUCACCUUCGGCGGCCCACGUCAAAUCGCCCGCGAGUCACCCGAGAUCUCGUUCGCAUUCUCUGUCCAGUCGUCCGGCCAAGUCUAAGUCUCCCGCAUCUCCACCGUCCGGCCAAGUCUAA